This is a messenger RNA of Trichobilharzia regenti, 351 nucleotides long. The record is from the annotation of a GenBank genome assembly. Lineage: Eukaryota; Metazoa; Platyhelminthes; Trematoda; Strigeidida; Schistosomatidae.
AUUUGGAAAAUUCAACUUGGAGAAGAGGAAUCCAGCCAAAACAACACUAAACGAAUCGGCCUGCUAAGACAACAUGCAGGUGCUGUGUGGUCAAUCAAUUGGCAUUGGUGUGGCAAUUAUUUAGCCAGUUGUGGUAUGGAUAAUACAAUACGUCUGUGGAAUGUUGAAUAUGCUACACUGGCGUAUGCAACAAUGAAUAAAGGUUUGAUGAAUUCAUAUUCUUGUGGAUCAUGUUGUACAAUCUUAAGAGGACAUAGUAAAUCUGUGAAUUCAGUACAAUUUGUACCAUAUGGAAAUAUAUUGGUCACAGGUUCAUCUGAUAGAACAGUCUCCUUAUGGGAUGGCCGUACG